Messenger RNA from Manihot esculenta (cassava), 1890 nucleotides. RefSeq names its product transcription factor bHLH130. NCBI's taxonomy places the organism in Eukaryota, Viridiplantae, Streptophyta, Magnoliopsida, Malpighiales, Euphorbiaceae. Gene Ontology annotation, biological process: regulation of transcription by RNA polymerase II. The coding region runs from base 343 to 1608 and encodes 421 amino acids. Gene Ontology annotation, cellular component: nucleus. The transcript has 8 exons. Gene Ontology annotation, molecular function: protein dimerization activity; DNA-binding transcription factor activity, RNA polymerase II-specific; RNA polymerase II cis-regulatory region sequence-specific DNA binding. The record is from RefSeq and is a predicted model, not a curated record.
AUAUGUACAUAUGUGGAGGGACAUGAACAAGAGUGACUGUUCAGCUUCUGGGCUCCCUCUCUUUAUUUCUUUCUUUCUUGUUUUUUCCUUGAUUUCAGUGAUUUCCAGAGGAAAAAAGAGUGAUAAAAAGCUGAAACCCAGAAAGUUAAGCCUUUUCCUUUUUGGUUGGAUUUGCUGUGAAGGAAACCUGAUAUUUCUUGGGUAAUUUAUUCUAUUGAAGAACAAGCAAACAAUUUUGAAGCUUAAGUAAAGGUUAGAGGUCUGGUGCUCAAGCAAAUCAAAGCAAUAUUCACAUUUGCUUAGGUGGUUUUCAGGGCUCCUCAGUCCUCAGAACAAGGAGACAUGAGUCUCUUGUAUAGUCCUAGUUUCAAUUACCAAAAUGGAGAAUUAAGAAGGAAUCAAGAAUACAUGGAUUUGAAUCAGCAUCAUUACCAUCAAGAACAACACCAGCAGAAUUCUGGCCUAAUGCGGUAUCGCUCAGCACCAAGCUCAUUUCUUCAGAGUCUUGUCAAUGGCACCAGUAGCCAUGGGGGUGAUGGUGGGGGCGUUGAAGGUGAAGAUUACCGCUAUUUUCGAUCUUCGAGCCCUGAGAUGGAUACCAUGUUGGCAAGAUUUAUGUCAACAUGUAAUGGUUCAGGGGAUUCCAAUCCUCAGAAUUUGCAAGAAUAUGGAGAAAGACCAGCAAUGAAGCAGGAAAUAGAGGAUUCACAAAUGGUUUAUCAAAGUUUACCAAUCAAUGAUUUGACUGAUGAUGGAAAUCCUGUGAAUGUUGGAAAUUCUGUUGAUAACACUUACGGUGUUAUGAACUCGAUGGCCUUGGAGAAUUCUAUGCAGGCAUCGAAGAUGAGUACUUUGAAUGGAUCCAAUCUUGUUAGGCAAAACAGCUCUCCAGCUGUAUUUUUCUCCAACCUAGGCGUUGACAACGGCUUCACUGUAACAAAAGAUGGGGGCAGUUUUCGAGCUUGCAAUGGCUUGAACGCAGAAGCUAGCCCAUCUAUUAGUAGGUUAAGCAAUCAUCUAAACUUCCCAUCAGGGCAGAGGUUUUUGCCUCGGAUUGCUGAAAUUGGAGAGGAAAAUCCUGGUGCAAGUAGUCCUGAAGGUAACACUGGCAAGAGACAGUACAUGAAUUUUGGAAAUGACUCGUGGGAUGAUUCUUCAUCGAAUGACUUUAAACGGUUAAGAAGUAAUGAUGGGCAUGUAUUUUCUGGCUUAAAUAUGUUGGACAAUCAGAAUGGGAAUUCUGGAAACCGCUCAACCGGUUUGACUCACCACCUGAGCUUGCCUAAGACAGCUUCAGAGAUGGCAACUAUAGAGAAGUUCCUGCAAUUCCAAGGUUCUGUUCCCUGUAAGAUUCGAGCGAAAAGGGGCUGCGCUACUCAUCCUCGAAGUAUUGCAGAGAGGGUAAGAAGAACGCGAAUCAGCGAAAGAAUGAGGAAACUGCAGGAUCUUUUCCCCAACAUGGACAAGCAAACAAACACAGCAGAUAUGUUAGAUUUGGCAGUUGAAUACAUUAAAGACCUUCAAAAACAGGUUAAGAACCUGAAAGAUACAAGAGCAAAGUGCACAUGUUCAAGUAAACAGAAACUGUAUUUGAAUGCGUCUGCUUGAUUUGUUUCUGUACAUAUAGAAACUAGGAAAUGUGAAAGAUUCAGAAGAACAACCAGCUACUUGAUUCUUAAUGUACUGUAGAAGAAUAGGAGAAGAGGAGAUUGUGAUGUUACACUUUUGCUUUGAGCUAGUCUUAGUGAUGAAUCUCUUCUGGCAAGAAAAAGAAUGAAAUCAGAUCUUCCUGUACUGUAAAAUUCUUUGAAGAAGAUAGGUUGCUUUAGCACGUAUUUAUGUUGUAAUUUCUUGAAUGAAUUUCUUGAAUGAAUUUUGUGUCUUUUGGUA